UCUGGAAGGAGGCUUUACAACCCUGCUGUGGAGCAACGCAUGGGACGGAAGUAUAGUGUCGCCCUAUGACAGGCCAGAAAUUCGUUUAAAACACCAACAGGAGGCUGUGGGAUUGAGAAUGUCUCACAGCAACUACAUUUUCUGGCUUUCCUGAACAACGUGCAGGUCGGAUCAUGGUGUAGAUGAGCGCGUCUGAGUCAUGUUCUCCGUGUGUUGUGCACGGUCCCCUACACCGUGCGACUCUUGACGCGCUGUUGUGAGGAUCUCCGCAACAGACGCUGCAGCUGUCUCAACCCGAACCUGCCGGAUAACCAUGAGCAGUCCGCCGAGCCCUUCUCCAGCCCGGUGGUUUAAAGCGCUGCGCAGGACCAGGCUUGGGGAGCCGUGUUUGAAGACGUACCCUCUGGAGUGUGUGGAUCUGCUGAGAAGGGCCAAAGUUGCCUUCCGAGCUGGACGCACCCUCAAGGAGAACUUCCGACUGGCUCAGCUGGAGGCUGUGGUGCGGAUGCUGGAGGAACAUGAAUGUGACUUUGUAGAUGCUCUUGGAAGGGACCUUCAUAAGCCACGGUUUGAGACACUUGUGUCAGAAUUGAUGCUUGUCAAGAAUGAGGCGCUUCAUGCCAUCAACAACCUCAAGAAAUGGAUGCAGCCACAGCAUGUGGAAAGAAACCUGUCCACCACGCUGGACGAGUGUCUGGUGGUCAGUGAACCGCUGGGGGUGGUGUUUAUCAUGGGGACCUGGUGCAGUCCUGUCCAAAUGUGUCUGGUGCCACUGGUAGGGGCCAUCGCAGCAGGAAACUGCGCAAUCAUCAGUCCCUCUGAGUGCACCGCUCACACAUCAGAGCUACUCCAUCGUCUCACCCCUUUCUACUUGGACAAUGAAUGCUUCCAUGUGAUUCUUGCCGGCACAAAUGACUUGCCUGAAGUUGUGGAGCUCAAAUUUGAUCACGUCUUCUUCACAGGAAACAGAGAGGAGGGAAGCAGAAUUGCUCAGGCUGCAGCCCGCACUCUUACACCUGUCACCCUGAUUUUGGGAGGCAAGAAUCCAUGUUAUGUGGACCAACACUGUGACAUUGCCACCACCGCACAGCGCGUUGCUUGGGCUUCUUUCCACAAUGCCGGACAGAGCUUGGUGGCUCCAGACUACAUCUUGUGCCACGCGAAUGUCAAAGCACGCCUGGUGCAGGCCCUGAAGUGCUGUCUGAUGCAAUUCUACGGAUCUGAUCCCCGAGAGUCCCGCAGCUUUGGCCGCAUGGUCAAUCUGGAGAUCUUUAACCGUACAAGAGACAUGCUGUGGAGAUCUGGCCAGGUGGCUGUGGGUGGGCAGGUGAUAGAAGCAGAGAAAUAUAUUGCCCCAACAAUUUUGACAGAGGUGGCAGAAUCAGACCCCAUUAUGCAACAGGACAUUUUUGGCCCAGUUCUCCCUGUUCUGACUGUGAACAAUGUGGAUGAGGCAAUUGCCUUCAUUAGGAAGCAAGAGAAACCCCUCUGUGUGUAUGCAUAUUCCAACAACAGUAAGAUCAUUUCAAGACUAAUGAGUGAGACCUCUAGUGGAAGCUUUUGCUCCAAUGACAGCGUCCUGCAGAGUCUGAUGGUGGCUCUACCUUUCGGUGGAGUAGGUGCCAGUGGAACGGGUUCCUACCAUGGCCGCUAUAGCUUUGAUACCUUCUCUCAUAGGAAAUCAUGCCUGCUAAGAGGCACGCGGUUUGAGUGUGUCACCUAUCUGCGUUAUCCGCCCUAUGAGGACCGCAAUCUGUCUCUAAUGACAUGGGCCAGUACCCUGUCCCAAAAGAGCCAGGGCUGGUGCCAGAUCCUGUGACUGUGUAGGAGGAUGGUAAACAGAGCCAUGUUGGAAGACAAGCAAGUGCCCCCCAGGUCGUGAACAGUCCUGACGUGCAAAUGUAUUGUUAGUGUAUUGAAAAAUAGAUGAGAGCAAAAUCCACAACCACAUCAAACUAAAUACAUAGUAGUUUUAUCUUCGUGUAGGAUGACAAUAAUGGGACCAGCAAGAACGAGAGUUUCUCAAUUAUUUAAUGUUUCUCGGGAGAACUACUUUAACUAUACAUCAGCUCAACUGAAUUUAUGUCUUUGAGGAAGCAUUACGUGUGAAAAGUAUAGUACCAGUAUUUUGGAUGCAUUGGCUAAAUUGUUUAAGAUUUUGCCACUGUAGAGUUUAUUAUGACCUAUAAUCUCACAUUAAGAUAAAUUAAGAAAAGUUGAAUCAAAACAAGAAAACUAUUUUGGACCUCAUUCAUAUUUAUUAAUAUAUUUACAAUACAACUGAGGUAUUUGCAUCAACCAUCCCAAACACAAACUUGAGUCCUGAUCCUCACGUGAUUAUCUGGUCAUUUGGGUCUUUUGUAGAUUUUCUCCUCGUUUCCUUCUUGCAUGGCUGCAUAUCUGGCUACAGUGAACAGGUAGUCGCUCAGUCUGAAAAUGUAGGGACAUUUAUUACAAGUGUGGUGGAGGAACCAUGUUCUAAUAUGCAUUUUAAAGAACUAGACUGACCUGUUCAAAAACUUGGCAACAUCUGGAUCUGCCUCCCCUGAGCGCACAAUUGGAGCAACGCUAUUACAAGAACAUAGAGCUGUCAGAACCAAAUGUACCAGUGAAACAAGACAAAUGGAUUAAUUUAAGUCAGUCAAGAUAAUGUUACAACCGAGGAACAUGCUGAAACUGACCUGCGCUCUGCUCUCCGACAGACUGUCCGAGCGAAGUGCAAAGCUGCACUGCUCUUCCCUCCAGACUGUGAAACAGAGCAUAAGUGUUAGUGCAACAGGAAACCCUGGACUCUCAUAGGAAUUCCAUGUAUACAGAUGCACAAAUGGACUUACAGGUAAAAUGAAGUUGGUCAGUGGAGGAAGUUCUUUUGUAAAGUUAUCAAUCCAGGUUUCCAGGUCUGUAAUUGGCUGAGCUGUAAAUGUGGUUCUCUCUUGCAAAAGCAGAACAAAAAAAAAAAACCAAACAUGAAAUCUUCAAGCGCACAAGACACAAUAAAAUUACAAUUUUACUGCAUUAGAUUGACCAACAUGUGCAUACUUAUGUGACUUUCUCUUGCAGAUGAUCGAGGGGUGGCAAUAUUCGAGCCCACAUCUUGUAAAAUGCACUGUAUCUGCAAUGAAAAGAGCAAAAUACAGGCAGAGGUCUUAUCUGUGGUGAAUGUAAAAUGUCAGCACUGAAGAAGUUAAUAAAUGCAACAUGAAAAUCAAA
This is a messenger RNA of Xiphias gladius (swordfish), 3210 nucleotides long. RefSeq names its product aldehyde dehydrogenase 3 family, member B2 (gene aldh3b4). The record is from RefSeq and is a predicted model, not a curated record. Gene Ontology annotation, biological process: aldehyde metabolic process. The transcript has 10 exons. Lineage: Eukaryota; Metazoa; Chordata; Actinopteri; Istiophoriformes; Xiphiidae. Gene Ontology annotation, cellular component: cytoplasm. The coding region runs from base 314 to 1819 and encodes 501 amino acids. Gene Ontology annotation, molecular function: aldehyde dehydrogenase (NAD+) activity.